Messenger RNA from Capsicum annuum, 3874 nucleotides. RefSeq lists its product as uncharacterized. Bases 1 to 3693 code for a protein of 1230 amino acids. Lineage: Eukaryota; Viridiplantae; Streptophyta; Magnoliopsida; Solanales; Solanaceae. The record is from RefSeq and is a predicted model, not a curated record. Gene Ontology annotation, molecular function: DNA binding. The transcript has 16 exons.
AUGAAGGAGGAAAUAAAAAAGAUUGCAGAAACUGGUCACCUGUAUAUUAUCGCCGGGGAUUCGUCGGAGUCUCGCCGAACUCAGACUGGAACUGACGGAAUCAGGAGUCGAGCCGACUGUGACCUUAACUCGCCGGCGAAAGCAGUGGUUGGUUGGUUCAGAAGACGGCGAGGGAAAGGAAAGGGGAGAGGGGAGAGGAUAGAGAGGACUAGGGUGAGAGAACGGGGGCGAGGACGUAACCUUACUAGUUUCCGGCAUUCCUACUCUGUCGCCGGCGUCGGCCGGUCAAUGGCAGAAAAAGGAAAGAGUGUCAAAUUAAAUGGAACGAAUAUGGAAGUGUCCCCUGAUGACACUGCACAAGUUGCUGUAUAUUACUACAGCUCUGCUACUAAUAACAAUAACAUUUUAACAAAGAGUUUUGUCAUGGCUACCAAGUUCCGCCGGCAAAAUGGUGAAGGAUUUUCCCUUGGGAAUCCUUCUUCUUCUACUACUAACAACAAUAACAUUAACGUGCAACCAAAUCCAGAUUUCCUUUGCACGCAGAAGAUUCCGAAAGACUUUGCAAGCAGAUAUUGCAAGAACAUGUUAAACCCUGUGUAUCUUGAGGUUCCCAGUGGAGAAGUAUGGGAGGUUGAAGUGGAACAUUCUGAAGGCCAAAUGUGGCUCUCCAAAGGAUGGCAGGAUUUCUGUGAUUAUUAUUCAAUAAGUUGUGGGCACUUUUUGAUGUUUGAAUACAAUGCUCGUUCCCAUUAUAAUGUCAUCAUAUUUGAUUUGAGUGCAGCAGAAAUCGAAUAUCCAUAUAGUUCUGCCUAUGGUAUACGCACCAUCCAUUGCCAGGGAACACACCAUGCACCAAGUACCGACCGACCCGAGUCGGAUGAUUCUGUAGAUAUCCUUGAGGGUAUUCCAAGAAGCCAGAAGUUGAAAGAAAAAAAUCCUGAUUUGGUUGAGCGGUCGCUUGAUAACAAAGGCCAUUGUCCAUUAGGACAGUCUAGCAAACGGAAAAGACAUGAUGGGGACACAGAGGAUGAUAUUUCAAUUGAUAUGCAUAUCAAAAGAAUGGAGGUUGAGAAGUCGCAAGAGGAUAUAGAUUUCCCGUCUUUCACAAGAGAGGGACAAAAACACAAUGCUCUUAAUAUUCUGUAUGAAGAAAGCAAUGAAGGCUGCAGGAUUCACAAGCAACAAUCCAAGUGUGUUUAUGAUCAGAACAAGACAGUAAUGGACAAAGAGAGCUCUACAGCAUAUCAAAAAGCAAAAGCCUUUAAAUCUAAGAAUCCGUUCAUCAUAUCUUUUAUGCAACCAUCAUAUGUUUCUACUCCAUUCAAUCUGUCCAUAGCGUUGAAGUUUGCUAGGAAGUAUUUCCUUGAGAACGAUGGAAAUUUAGUGCUUCAUGUUCCAGGCAGAGGAUCUUGGUCUGUCAUAUGCACUAUAGGGAGCGGAAAUGCUAAAGUUCAUUCUGGUUGGAAAGCAUUUGUGCUAGAAAAUGAGUUAAAAGUUGGUGAUGUUUGUAUAUUUGAAGUGAUUAAGGGCGCUCAGCUCUUUGUAGAUGUCAAAAUUUUUCAUGCAGCUGGGAGCACAUUAAUGCAUAAUAUAGUUGGAGAAAUCCCAGUGGGUUCUGAUAGUAAAAGCAAGGUUAUCCUAAUUGAUAAUUCUGGUCCAUGUUCUCGACCCAAGGUAGUUCACAUAGAAAAAUUAAAGCUGCAGACAAGAGGUUCUUGUGAUCUUAGUUCAAAAAUCAAAGAAGAACAUGGUGAAGGCACUGAGAUUGAGCAUUCUGCUGAGAUUUUGGGCCAUUAUUCAUCAGGACAGAGCAGCAAAAGAAACAGUCUAGAAGUGGAUUCAGAGGAUGACGCUUUGGAAUACCCACAAGAACAUGUAGCUUCGCCUUCUUUGACAAGAAAUACCAAAAAAAGCGGAGGAAGUUGCGGAAUGCACAAGCAACAGUCCAAGAUAUCUUAUGACAAGAACAAGAAAGCAAUGGACAAAGAAAGGGCUAUCGCAUAUCAAAGAGCAAAAGCUUUUAAAUCUAAGAGUCCAUUCAUUAUAUGUUUUAUGCAACCAUCGUACGUCUCCAGACCAUACAUUCUGAACAUAUCGUCAACAUUUGCUAGGAAGUAUUUCCUUGAGAACGAUGGCAAUUUAGUGCUUCGUGUUCCAGGCAGUGGAUCUUGGUCUGUCAAAUACACUAUCUGUUCAAAAAAUGCAAAAGUUCAUUCUGGUUGGAAGGCAUUCGUGAUAGAAAAUAAGUUAAAAGUUGGUGAUGUUUGUGUAUUUGAAGUGAGUAAGGGUGCUCAGCUAUUUGUAGAUGUCACAAUAUUUCGUGCAGCUGGGAGCACACUAAUGCACAAUAUAGUUGAAGAAGCGUCAGGGGGUUCUGAUAGUAAAAGCAAGUUUAUCAAAACUGAUAAUUCUGUUCUAUGUAUUCAACCAAAGGCAGUUCAAAACGAAAAAUUGAAGCAGAAGACAGGAGGUUCAUAUGAUCUCAAUUCAAAAAUCAAAGAAGAACAUGGCGAAGGAACUGAGAUGGAACAUUCUAUUAAGAUUUUGGGCCGUUGUCCGUUAGGACAUGGCAGCAAAAGAAAGAGACAUGAAGGGGAGGCGGAAGAUGAUGUUUCAAUUGGCAUUCACACCAAAAGUAUCAAGGUGGAAAAGUCACAGGAGGAUGUAGCUUCACCGUCUUUCACAAGAAAACCCAAAAAAAGCGGAGAAAGUUGCAGGAUGCACAAGCAACAAACUGAGAUGGUUUAUGCUGUGAACAUGACAGUAUUGGGCAAAGAGAGGACUAGAGCGUAUCAAAGAGCAAAAGCUUUUAAAUCUAAGAACCCAUUUGUUAUAUACUUUAUGCAACCAUCAUAUGUCUCGAAACCAUACAAUCUGCGCAUAUCUUUCUUAUUUGCUUGGAAAUAUUUUCUGGAGAAAUGUGGCGAUUUAGUGCUUCGUGUUCCUGGCAGGGGAUCUUGGUCUGUUAAAUAUGACCUGGGAGUAUCAGCCGCGAGAAUUCAGUUCACGUGGAAGGAGUUCGUGCAGGACAAUAAGUUAAAAAUUGGUGAUGUUUGUGUGUUUGAACUGAUUAAGGGCACUCAGCCCAUUUUUGAUGUCACUAUAUUUCGUGGAGCUGAGAACAAAUCAAUGCAUAAAAUAAAUGAAGGGGUUUCUAAUUGUGAUAACAAGAUGGUCAAAAUUGAGAAUUCAGUUCCAUGUUCUCAACCCAAAAUUGUUCACAGAAGGAAACUGAAUCUUGAAAAGAAGCAGAAAGGUGAUUCUGAUUGUUUCUUCACUUCAAAAAUUGAAGAAGAACUCAGUGAAGGCACAGUGAUAGCCAAAGAAAUGGUAAUGGCAUAUCAAAAAGCAAAAUCUUUUACAUCUACAAAUCCAUUCUUCAUAUGUGUCAUGCAUCCAUCAUAUGUGUCUCCAGCCAGAGGCCAGAUGCGAUUGAUCAUAAUGCUGUCAGUCGCUAGGAAAUUCUUUUCCUCUAGACAUAGUGAAGUGGUACUUCAAGUUUCAAGCAAGAGAGAAAUACAAUGGGCUGUAAAAUGCACUCUUGGAAUAUCAAACGCGAAGUUCAGUGCCGGUUGGAUGGAGUUUGUGUUGGACAACAACCUAAAAGUAGGUGAUGUUUGUGUCUUUGAAUGGGCUAAUAGAUCUGAACUUCUUUUCAAUGUCAUCAUAUUUCCUUCUGCGGAAGGUAUAUAAGAUUGUUUCACUUGUUUAGUACUUUAAACUCCAACUCAUAUUUUGUUUAGCUACUCCGUUCUGUUUCUGGAUCUAUAUUUGUAACCUUAACUACUUGUAAAGAGUUGAGCUUGUUCGACUCUAUCUGUUUCCUGGCUUCUUGUCUUUCAGAUUUGGAUAUAAUAUUUUACUACUCUACUCC